AUGGCUGGAGAACGCAGGCCUGGCCCUGUUUGGCCAGGACAGAAGAGGCAGCAGGAUACAGCCAGCUUCGGCAGCAGUAGCAGCAGCAGCAGCAACUACCACCUGAACUAUGAGCUGCACACAGAUGACGUUCCUUAUAGGGUGUAUGGAUACCAGAGGAUCCCCCCACUCAUCAACCAGAUGUCUGCCAAGCUCCGGAGGACUUUCGUGGGCCUCGGGGUCAAGAGUGGCUGCAGCCCCUACAAGUCCUCUAGGAGCAGACCCCUGCCCUCUGAGCAGAUAAAGCUGAGGACAGAGGACCUGCGCUCCAUCCGGGGGGAGCUGAGCCAGAUCAAAGCCCAGGUGGACAGGCUGCUGGAGGUUCUGGAGCACAUGGACCAGCACAGGGCCCAGGCUGCAGGGAUAAAGGACAGUGACAAGAACGGAGUCCCUGGUAAUGAGGGCUGCUCAUGCAGAACCUCAGAGGCUCAACCAGCACCCAGGGGCUGGAGGGUCCAUCCAGACAGCUCAGAGGGAAGGACAGCCACAAAGCAGGUGGUGCAGAACCAAGCCUCUGACCAGGAGGGCAGCCAGUAG
Messenger RNA from Octodon degus (degu), 576 nucleotides. RefSeq names its product heterogeneous nuclear ribonucleoprotein C-like. The transcript has 6 exons. Lineage: Eukaryota; Metazoa; Chordata; Mammalia; Rodentia; Octodontidae. The coding region runs from base 1 to 576 and encodes 191 amino acids. The record is from RefSeq and is a predicted model, not a curated record.